Messenger RNA from Porites evermanni, 23262 nucleotides. The record is from the annotation of a GenBank genome assembly. NCBI's taxonomy places the organism in Eukaryota, Metazoa, Cnidaria, Anthozoa, Scleractinia, Poritidae.
AUGAAAGGAGGAACUCCAACGCCACAGACCAAACACACAGAUGGCUUGACUUCCAAAAAGGCAAAUACCUGUUUUGUACAGCCUAAUUGUACUUAAUUCUCCUUAGAUGUCGCUGGCAAAUUUACAUAAAGUUUAAUCAUCUUUUAAGUCAGUUAUUAAUUUUAUUGGCCAUUGGAUGGCAUAUGUACGCUCAUUUUUUUAUUCCCAGUUAAGUUGCAACCUGUUGGCUAAGUUAAUAGAUUGCUCAAUCAACAAAUGUUGUUAACAGAAUAAUUUUCAGUUUUAUUUAAAAAAGUAACGAUUUUUAUGGUUCUUCAAUUUCUACUUAAAAUAACUGGGCACCAAGGUUAACCUCGACAAGGAGGACAACACAACAAGGAAUGGAUGUGGAAGACAUUGCAAAGUAGUUUUGGAAAUUUUGGAAAAUGAGUCUGAUCCCAAAUAGCUAUGAUUGGUUUUGAAAUAUCUUAGUAAUGAUGUCUUAGUAGAGUUAUUAAUGCAAACCAGGGCUCAAAAUCAGCUUUUUUAGUUCAGUAGCCAGCCAGCAACUAAUGGGAAAAAUUUGGUUGACAAUUUAUUUAAUAUUAUAGCUCAAAAAGUGCUUUUAAGUGUUACUCCCCUUGCAAGAAAAAAAAGGUAGAGGCCCACACAAGCCAAAGGCCAAAACGGCCAGAGCUUAUCCUGGUUUCCUUAGCAUGAAGCAUGCCUAGGAGUAUUGCUACUCCCCCUUGGAUGGGAUGCUAGUCCAUUGCAGGGUUAUCCCCCAGCAGUAUGUCACUGCUACCCAUUUAUACCCCUGGGUGAAUAGAGACAAACCGGGGAUCUUAGGUCUUCAGUGAAAAAUCUGCUUGCCGUACCUGCUUUUAAUAUAAACAGUUAUGGCCGUCAUGCUUUUUCUGUUGCUGCGCCUCUUCUUUGGAAUCUUCCUGACUUGAUGACUUGACUGUCAUGUUUUUAUGUCUUAAUUAUGUUGUCUUUAGGUUUUGUACUUUUUUAUUGUGGUUUUUAAAUUUAAAUUUUACUGUAGUUUUAAAUUUUUUAAACUUGUAAAUAGUGCCUUUGGACCCCGGGAAAGGGUGUGUUUUAAAUGUUGAGCGUUAUUAUUAUUGUUCUGGUGAGUCACUAGCACUCAAUUCUUGGUUGCAUUGGCAAGCCAGUGAGUCACAAUUUUGAGCCCUGCAAGUUAUUAGGUAAACAGAACUAUUAUCUUAAUUUUUGAUAAUGCAUAAAAGACAAAAACAACAAGCAAAAUGCAAAAUGGCAGGACUAACUUUGCAUCUAAGUAAGGAGAUUAUAUGUUAAUAGGUUCUUGUAAUUUUUCAGCCUACUGCAGAACAGAUAAGAUAUGCCCAACUUUUAAACACAGAAGAUUCCAAAGCCAUGAAAGACAAGAUCAAACAGGUGCCAUUUUUUUACUUUGAAGCAGUUAUAAAAUAAUGUUAUGUACUUUGAAAAGCACUGGGUUAUAUAAGUGAUUCUAAAAGCAACUUGGGUAGUUAUGUAUUUUAUAUGAAAAUGCUAAAUUGAUAGAAUAUGUGACAGAGAUUUACCCUUUUUUGUAGUAUUCGAUUUUAGAAAUUGUAUGGUUGUUUAUAUUUAGUUCUUUGCUUAAUUGCAAGAAAAAUCAUUGAAGAUUGAUUUAAAAAGUGACAGUUCUGUCCUUAAUCAUAUCACAGGCAGUCAUUGAAGUACUGAUAUAAUUAUUUUCUCUUACCCUUUCCAAGCCCUAUAAAUAGUUGUAUUAACAAAAUUUUGUUGGAGUUUAUCUCUGUUUGAUUAAAGACUCUUAGUACAGUUUCAUUUGCCUUUCCCAACUUUAAUGCAAAGAACAUUCAAUACUUCAGCUGUUUAUUUUUUAGGUUUGUGAUGUCACAGGAUACGGUUAUGAUGAAGUAUGUAUUGCCCUGCAUGAUAACGAUUUUGACACAGAAGCGACAAUUAAUGCCUUGCUGGAAGGACGUCAAGACCAGGUUGGUUAUUUGGUAGUUUUAUAUGUGUCUCAAAUAAUAUUAUUGAUAUAGUACUAGUGCAACAUUGAUGAAUCUGCAGUAAAUCCUUAGACUACGAGCAGUCUCUCUUUUUUCUCUAGUCCGUCGAGCAAAACACGAGACAUGCAAAUGGCCACGCGUGUGACUGAUGGCGCUAGUGGGGAGAGGCACGAAAAAAGAGAGACUACCUGCAAAGCCAGAGAGAAUGGUCUUUCACGGUCUAGUGAUUUUUUUGGCGUCAAAACUGAAGUGUUGACAGGCCAGGCAUGUGAAACGUGACUUUGGAGUUUGAAUGAACAACAUUACACUCACGGACUAAAGAAAAGCGCUUAGUUAUUCAGAUCCAGAAGGCACUUCGGAGAAAAUUGGAACCCUUUAUUCAGCCGUAAUAAAAAAGCUUUACGCUUCAAAAGAGGUCAAAGAAAAUGCGCUUGUAUAAGAGGGAAAAUCCNGACUAAAGAAAAGCGCUUAGUUAUUCAGAUCCAGAAGGCACUUCGGAGAAAAUUGGAACCCUUUAUUCAGCCGUAAUAAAAAAGCUUUACGCUUCAAAAGAGGUCAAAGAAAAUGCGCUUGUAUAAGAGGGCAAAUCCUGCCGACCACAAACAAUUAUAGCUACAGUAAAUCGAUAUGUGUGUCAUGACCUCUCAGUAUGAAACAUGCGACUAAAAUCACAUUUGCUCAGUGAAAACGUAGAACCUUCCAGAGCAUAAUCUACCCAGCAGAGAAAAAAAACUUUAUUGGAAUAAGCAGCAUUUUGGCUGGAGGUAAAAGUCGUGUAGGCCUACCACCCCCAUUUAUUGCUAUUUCUAAAGUAAGACUACUGUUUUGGAACUAAGGUAUUCCUUGACAGUGAAGAGAGGCUUUGAGCAUUUAAAUUGUGCGAUCACAUCACAUACCCAGAGAGAUGAGACCUCCUUACGCUUCUCUUUGCUCCGUAUCUAAUGUUUUUUUUUUUCGGGAAACGUGAAAAACUUUCCUGCUCAGUGCUUCAGCCAUCAUCAACUUGUCAAUGGUUUUGAUUGUUGACAGUUUGUUGUCAACGCUUCACAAAUCAGCCAUUCGCAUUUUGCGUUGUGAGGCCAACGCUUAAUUCAUUGGCUCUGGCUAAACGGGCAGUCUCUCUUUUUUCUUCUUCGGGCUGCUGCCCUCGUUUCGCGCGUCUCGCGGCUUUGCCGCUCCCGUGUGUGUGCAUUGCUCUCACUAAAUCUGAAGAAAAAGAGAGACUGCUCGCAGUCUAUAAAUCCUUGUCUAAAGGAAGUGCCAAGAGACUGGGAUAAUGUCUCUAAUAUAAUGGGGGUCAUAAUAGCAAGAACUGCCAUUUUUUAAACAUUUUUUAUUUGGUGUGAAGAAUGUCAGUCAUUUUAUCAUAGUGUUCAAAGCUCAAAAAGACUUGUCUUGUCUUGUGACUUGUCAGCUUGUCCUUUGGACAAGCAGAUCUCAUAUGUUGCUUACCCAGGGCCACUUCUUGCUUGUCAAAGUUAUUGUUGGAUCAAUUUAGGUUUCCAGGAAACUGCCCACCUACCCCUCCCCCACGCUAACAUUAACACUUACUUCUCGCUUAGGGCAAAAUGUUGGCUUAGGGGAGGGGUAAGUGGGCAGUUUCCUAGAAACUUAAAUUGAUCCUUAUUGUUUUUGUUAGAGGAUGACUUGUGUGGGCCCUUGUCCAUCGCGCCCGUGAGCUUUAAAAAUUACUUGCCCAGCAAGAUAAUCUGCUUGUCCCUAACUACCAGGCAGGACUUUCUUCAAACCAUGCUAAUCUAUCAGGCCAUCUUUAGCCUUUUUUUGUGUACACAUGUUUGCAAAUUGGCAAAAUUUAAGGUGACUCGACCCAGUUUUUUUGGGGGGGUACCAUCCUACUUUGAAGCUCUCUGGUAUCCCCACCUUUACUUUUAUCGUAAGUCUAACACAUAGAAUGGAUAACAUAUAGAUCAAUCUACAAUAUAACAUAAAAUUUUUGGCAAUCGGAGUAAAUGUCACGUGGUUAUAAUGCCACGCCCCUUUGAGGUCUGAGUCGAAAAUCUGCUGUUGCCGGCAUUUUUUCGUGAAAAUCUCUCGGCUACACAUAGUGCGCAUUAGUGCCUUGCGCUGAACAGAGUUUCACCAAAAUCGCAAAGACCCAAUUCGAGAAAUUCAGCGGUUUCCAAAUUUAGGUCAUAAUUUAUGCGAAAAUGAUAAGCAAACUUUACACGGAUUAUAUCUAAUAAACUAUGAGAUUCAUCUCUUUAUUUUGGGCAUCGUUAUAACAGAUGGGUCCUUGCAAGUCAGCAAAACGCUUUAGGGCCUUGUAAAUGCGCGCGAUUUCGAGCAAAGCAAACAUAUAGAAAUUAUAGUUUUCGCUAUUUGUUGACGUUUGUCAGCGUUUAAGAGUCCUUCUCACGAAAAAAGCAUUUUCUUAAAAAUUCGUAGUUUUUUUUCCUUCAAAUUUUUUCAGGGCCACAAUUGAUUAACUAACUACCCGGACUCUGAAUUUCAUGGUCAUUGAAAAACUGUGACAUUACCUUCUAUAAGCCCAAACUUGAGUAAACAUUGAAGAUUUUUAGCGUUUUGGCUGAGUUUGUGCUUUGGGAGUUGUCUGUUGUUUCUAGUCUGUCAUUAUACAGCAUUCUUGUUCAGCACGCGUGCAAUGACCACGCUUGGCUGACUUCCGAAUGCUCACCGAGAUAUUCCCGUCACGACUUGGUUUAAUUAUUGGCUUGCAUUAAACCUAUGAAAAAAUGAUAUUUUUUUAAUAGUAAGUAGAUUUAGUGUGUAGCACUUCUUGAUUUUUUUGCAAAGGCACAAGAAGCACGAGAAUAAAAAUUAAAAAUUGAUUAAAAAUUGUGACUUUGACCUCUAUGUAUCACGCGAUGGCCUGUCUCACUGUACCAAGGGACGUGGCAGCACCUUGACCAAACUUGUUAGCGACUUUUCACCAAAGAAAUAGAAAAUGUCAUGCUUUGAGCAGCCCACUGAAAUGAAAGUUGCUGUAAUGUUGUAGUAAACAUUUCAUAUCAGACAGUAAAGAAGCCAAGAAAUGUUUUAAAAACUUUCUGGAAAUGUUUUAAAAUGAGUAGAAGGAGAAAGAAAAGGUUUGGAAAUUUAAAGCAUUCCGCAAAAGUUGAAAAGGAGAAUUCUUGUUCACUGUGAACUACUAAUUCUUUUACACAUUUGUUCAAGCGUGAAACAUGCAAGUUAUGUGCAACAUCAUUUUAAAAUCACUUUAUAUUUUCAAGUUUUCUCAAGGAAGAAAGUGAAAUUUAAAUUCAAAAAGAUUUUGGUCACAUGCUGGGCAAUUGGUUCUUGGCAGAUUCUGUUCAAUAGUGUAGCAGUACACACACGCUGAUCGUGGAAAGUGAAAAAAAGUGUUCAGAAUGUGCCAUUUUCAUCACACGUGAAUUAGCGACAGCUACAUUUGAAAGCUGGAAAAAGACAAGCAAAUAUCUCCUGAUUGAUUUUUUAAAUAUGAUCAUAACAUGCCGGGAUAUUUGCAAGAAGUGGGUAGCAAAAUUGCAGGGAACAAAUGUGUUCAUUCCUGGUUCCAAGAAUUUUAAGUCAUCAGCCAUUGCUGAAAAAUGUACAAAGCAAACUUAUUCAUUAUUGACAGCCAGGAAAAAAAUAAGCCUUGACAAAAACAGCCUAGAGAUUCAGGCUAAAAGGUGUCAUUUUAUUUUCAACCCUUAGGUAGUAUGAAGUGUUGCUUCAGAUGGUAAAUUUUACUAUUUACCGCUUGAGAACACUGAGUAUUUCCAAAGAAUUGCAUGUCUACUUAUGUGAAAUCCUUCACCUUUUUACUUUGAAGGUUCAUUUCCUUGUACAAGUUAUGAUAUUAUUGCUUUGUGUUAACAUUUGCUAGAGUGAAUGGGUCAUGAGAACAAAUAAAAAGAAGAAACAUCAAACGCCAGUCACUCAGGCCAUUGAUUCAAUCAUUCCCACAUCAGAAAUGGCUCCAUCACAGACAACUACAGCACCAUCGUCUAAACCAGGAGGACAACGGCAAAACAGAGGAAAAGGUUCUUUAAAUUUUUGUUACUUAAAUACAAUAUUUUAGCCAGACUAGACCUCUAUUUCUUAGUAUUCUACAUCUGCUUUCAUACAUAAGUCUGGAAAGUGUUCCCUACUUAAAUUAACACAUCCUUUAAAAAAAAAUCAACUCCCUACCUUAAAUUUGAAAUAAAUUACCCGGCAUAGCCAAGUACUUCCCUCCUCCAAUCCUAUACAGUGUACAAUUAGUUUUGAAUUACAUAUACAUCGUACAAAUUUCGAGACCCCUUAGUCACUUGCCAACCUGUUUUUCCAAUUUCAAAAAAAAAGGCUGUUGAACGUUUUUCAUCGUGGGGCAUAUACAUGUACUGUAAAUGAUCUACUAAAUGCCUGGGGUGUCUAUUCAAUUUUAGGGGUCCAAGUGGGGGCAUGUAAUAGAUAGGAGGUGUUUAGAAGAGGGAGGUGUUUAUUCUCAUAAAUAUAACAAGCUCAACAAAACUAAUAUGCUUUUGACAAUAGUAUCAAGAGUGUUUAAAAAUAAUAGUGGAGUAUCCACUCCAUCUUGGCCAUCUAGAGAUGCAUAUCGCUCUUUCAAAUCCAGGGUUUUCAUUAAGAAUUCUAGUAGCAGGAGAAAGGUGUUGCGUUACAGGAGAAUAUUUUGAAAGAGGCUCUAUAUCUGAAUAUAAAAUAGUCAUACUCUACAGAAUGUUUGCAGGAGAGUCAUGUCUAGUAAAUGGAGAAUUGUCCGUUCUCCAAUGCCUUAUUAACACCCUGCAAAUCCCAACAUCGAUGUCCGAAUCAUCACUCAGGGUUAUUGUGUUACCAUCGUUCGUAUUACCUUACUUUAAACUUGGUAUUGAACAAGAUGAAAUACUCAAAGCCUUGUUAAUCAAGCAAGAAACUGAAUGAAUUGAAUGAUUUUGCUCCUGUUUGCUAAUUCCUAUUUUUUGAAGUAAUUCUCAUAGGGGGCGUCUCGUUAAUUAGAGAGAGGUAUCUAAUACAAUAAAUUUUAACAGUGUAGAGGGGGUGUUUAUUAGAUAAGAGGUGUUUAUUUGGGAGGGGGCAUUUGUAAGGUCAUUUGCGGUAAUUGUGCUUAUUUAUUUAUUUAUUUAUGUAAUUUGUCUCUAACAUUUGUUGGUUUCUUUUGCUUCACUUAGGAAAAAAUCGUCAGUCAGGGGAUCACAAUAACAGCUCUGAGAAAGAUCAGAGGAAUGAAGGAAUAGUAAAUAACAAUGAGAGAAAUGCUGGUGAAAGUGGACGGGGAAGAGGAUCUCGUGAAGACAGAUGGAAUGAUCGGAAACCUGGUGGCAGAGGUUUGAAAUUUGUUUGUGCAUGUAAAAUGAUUUUUAUGGCUGUCUGGUAAUGUUUUAUGUUUUUAAAUCUACUUUCUAUUAUUUUUCUUUUUGCAGUGAGGUCUUCAAUGAUUUUGUUGUAUUUGCUUUCUCAUUAAAGAAUUGAUAUAGAUGGUGUGUUUUAAUUUUAGGUGGACCUCCAAGGCGAAGUGGAAGAGGAGGGGGAAGGCCAGGGUCAGUAUUAAUACUUAUAAAUUAUUUAGUGCAAUUUUGCAGUGUCCUCAUAGUGUGGCACUUGUGGUACUUGGCUGUUUUAUAUUGUGUUUUCUGUAUGGUGGAAUUUGUUAAAUGAAAUACUGAAAGAAUUUGCUGGCAAUACUGUUACAGUGGAAACUACAUAUUACAACCUGUUUCAAGCAGCCACCCUGUUUUAGACAACUUGUUUUUAAAGUGGUGAUUUUUCAGUAACAUCAGUCUUUGGUCAUUUUCUUCUUAAUUACAAAAUUUAGAGUGUCUUGGACUUAAACAGCCUUUAAUAAUAAUUGCAGAACUGUAAAGAUGGUAUACUACUUUGUUAUCUGGCCUUAUUAAGGGUACGUUCCUUUCGGAUAAUCUGGAUCAGGAUCAGUGAUCUGAGAUCACUUGGAUCGGAUGACGGAAGAUCAAAUGAACCAAUGAAUCCACUCUGGACAAGGAUUCAUGGGUUCAUUUGAUCUACCAUGAUCCGAGUGACCUUGGAUCACUGAUCCUGAUCCUGAUCAUCUCAAAGGAACGCAGCCUAAGUGGCUGUGGCUACCCUUAAGGUGGCUCGACUGGAUUUUUUAGGGGGGAUACCUCCCAAGUUUGUGCAUUAACUACGUCAGCAUGAGUAAAGAUAUGGGAAAACAGCGUGCAAAGAAAGUAGUGUCCGAUAGCCCGGGGCUAGUGGAUUUUUCUAUCGGGCCAGUGAAUUCUGUUUUUUACUUGCCCGACAGGCAAGUGAUGUUUUCUGAGGAAUUUGAAUAACAGAAGAACUGUGAAAUCAAUUGUGCUUGUCAAAAAGCUUUCGGGGCUAGUUGAAAUGAUGUCAGGACUAGUAAGUGCUAUUUCAGCUUGCUGGAAUGGCAAGCUGUAAAAAUGAUUUUCUUUGCACCCUGGAAAAAGGUCACCACAACUGUAUUAUAUAAAGAUGAAAAUUUCUUAUGAUCUGGGUUUUAUAGCGCCUUGCACUAAUGACGUCACAAAUUUUUGGUCCCUGCUGUGAUUCAGACAUUGAACCUGACCAGUAUAAGAGUUUUGUGUGGGAAAGUCACGUUGGCCAGCAAAUUUUUGUCGUCUUUGAAGAUUUUUAUCNCCUUGGAUCACUGAUCCUGAUCCUGAUCAUCUCAAAGGAACGCAGCCUAAGUGGCUGUGGCUACCCUUAAUGUGGCUCGACUGGAUUUUUUAGGGGGGAUACCUCCCAAGUUUGUGCAUUAACUACGUCAGCAUGAGUAAAGAUAUGGGAAAACAGCGUGCAAAGAAAGUAGUGUCCGAUAGCCCAGGGCUAGUGGAUUUUUCUAUCGGGCCAGUGAAUUCUGUUUUUUACUUGCCCGACAGGCAAGUGAUGUUUUCUGAGGAAUUUGAAUAACAGAAGAACUGUGAAAUCAAUUGUGCUUGUCAAAAAGCUUUCGGGGCUAGUUGAAAUGAUGUCAGGACUAGUAAGUGCUAUUUCAGCUUGCUGGAAUGGCAAGCUGUAAAAAUGAUUUUCUUUGCACCCUGGAAAAAAGUCACCACAACUGUAUUAUAUAAAGAUGAAAAUUUCUUAUGAUCUGGGUUUUAUAGCGCCUUGCACUAAUGACGUCACAAAUUUUUGGUCCCUGCUGUGACUCAGACAUUGAACCUGACCAGUAUAAGAGUUUUGUGUGGGAAAGUCACGUUGGCCAGCAAAUUUUUGUCGUCUUUGAAGAUUUUUAUCAUCAAAAGAAACAAAAUCCAGCUUGGUUUCAAUAACUUAUAUCCUGAAAAUAGUCAACGUGUGCCAAGAAAACGUUAAACAUGGAAAAAACUGUACAGAUGAGUGAUUUUAUUUCUAAUGUGGUGUCAUUACGGUGGGUAAAGUUAUGUGACGGCAUUUUACUAAGAAUAUAUGGAAUGCAGGGCUUCAAAGCUGUUCAUAAAACGUUAAAUUUAUAGUCAAAGGCUGCUCAAUUGUUUUUGAGUGCUUAUGUUAUGCUACUUUGAUAGUACUACAGGAUAUAAGUACUGCAUGGUACCUUCCUGACCACACAACAGCAGAACAAAAUUAUACAAGAUUAUACUGAGACAGAGCUGGGGAUCCAAUUUCAGUAGGCUUCUUUGAUCAGGUCGCUUUAUUUUCUGAUGUUAACCAUUUAUUCAAGUUACUUGGACCAGGUUUUGCUCCUUAUAGCAGUAAUGCCUUUUAUAUACUAGUAAUAGUUGACACUACAGCUGCCCCCAUUCUGUAUAUUGUCGGUCAAUAGUAUUCUUGCUCGUUGUGUAGCUCUUUGAAAUAAUAUACUGAUUCACAAUGAAGAUUUUCACACAUAUUCCAUACAAUAGGUGAGAUAAAUACAGGAAACGCAAGGUUCCAUGCACAGUUUCAGCUCGAUUCACACAGCUUUGAUCAAAACAUUCUCAGUUUCGAGAAUAGUUUAUUCUAAACCAUAAGAAAAGAUUUAAUUAGAAGUUGAAUAUUUCACUAUUUCUCUUUCACUUUUUACAUUCAGUUUAUUUUAUUUGCUGGAAAGUAAGCCUUAGAAAUUAAAAGGACGUUUGAUCGAUUCACGCUCGCGCAUUCUAGUCUUAUUUUAAACUUUACAACGGAAGGACAUCUGUGAGCAGGGAAUAAGUCAGCACAGAAUUUGAUUUUUGGCAAAUUUCUGUAAUCGUCCAUUGUUCUGCUAGUGAUAAGCUAGCCGUUGUUCACUCGUCUUGCUUGUUUGGGGCUGAGUCUUAUUCCGAUCAAAGAGAGAGAAAGAGUGUCCGGCAAGGUUUCCAAUAUAAAUCAAAGAUUUGUGAACUCAUGUCCGGCAAACUCUCCAAGUAUUUAUAUAUACACAGUUAAACGUACCUUAUAACCUCAUCUGCGCUCAACGAGUGUCUUUUGGUCCAUAACUUUCGAAACAACUGCUCCACAGAAUGUCACUGCGUAACGCAAAAGAGUAUCGAAGUAUGACUGCACAAUAAAUAUCACAAAAUCUACCUGAGCAGUUCCUUUGAGAUUUUAUGUCUUUACGUCAUCCUAACCAUUUCGUACUUGCGGGCCCAAACAAUAGAAACGUCAUCAUUACCUACCGAUUCCUCACGGCCCCUGUUCAAGCAAAUCAAGAUUUUUUCUAUAUUGACUGUAUGACUGUAUAUUUCAACUGUAAGUACUUUCCUCAAUAUACGCACGAGUUACUACAGUGCCUCCUCGGGUUUCGCCUUCUGGGUGAAAUCCCUGAGGGGGCAAUUAGAAUAAAGCUCAAAAAAAAUUUAACAACGCUCAUUGCGAAUUUUAUGAACAAUUUUCAUACAAAGCCUUUAAGUAGAAUGCAAAGUUUGUCUGAGUCACUCAGGGAGCCUAAGGUGACAAAACCUAUUUUUAGUAAUAGUGCAAAGCGGUAUUGCAAUCGGAAUCGCCAUGGCAACGUAAUGACACCAUAACGAUUUUUAUUUAUCUUUGUGUUUCUCUGUAGUUUUCGCUAAUGGAGCAUGUACCUGCCAUAAUUGCGUCAAUUAUGGCAAGGUUUAAACAAAUUCAUGAAAACGGUAACAUAGCAUGCUAUCCACAAAAUUAGCUAAUAUUUUAAGAAAAUGAUAAACUUUGGAAAAACGCCUUCAUCUCAUAGUGGUUUGAUUCCAUUGAAAACUGCAUACGAAAAAAGAGGGUAAUUGCUCUGGGCGAUUGCAAGUAAGAAGAAUUUUAUUGACCUGCAAUCAGCUGCUCUUGUUACAGUUUUUGCACGUAAUUUGGUCCGUGCCUACCAAUUUUACAUUAUUGAAAAAACCGCUCAAUAAUUUUUUUUAUAAACUUGACAAUCCCAAGAUCAAUAAAUGUACCCUGAAAGUUUAAAAAACAUUGGAAACAGGGAAGGCUUUUAAAUAGGGCCUCAAAUAUAACCAAUUUUUCCCUUAGAUGUUGAGUUUACAGGUGAGCAUUCUCAUUAUUUACUGGCAUUGUUUUCAAGUUUCAUAUGCAUGUGCACAGUUAGCUAAAGAAGUAAAUUUGCAUUUAAAAGAACUCAAGAUUACUUGUUGAAGAAAUAUCGUGAAUAUGCUAAUAAUUGGCUUGUGUCACGGACACCAGUGAGAGCCGAAACAGUGAACGUCACAACUCAUCAUGUAGGAUGCAAUAUUGAAUUAUUAUCUUACUCGGGUGUAAGAGUUGCUGUGAUGUUAUAUUAUAUAAGUAGUUUCUUUCCCUGGUUAUUAGCAUAUUCCAGAGAUUUUUUUGGGAAAGUAACCGAGGGUCCUUUUUGAUGCAAAUUUUUUUUGCUAGUUGUGCACAUGUGGCAGGUAUAUACUCCCUUAAGCAAUUUCUUAAAAAAAAGAUAAAACAAAGAUAAAUAUAAAUCGUAAUGGCGUCAUUACAUUGCCAUGGCGACUCCGAUUGCAAUAAAACCCAGAUCAUAAGAAAUUUUAAUUUUUAUGUAAUAUAGUUGUGGUGACCUUUUCGCCAUAUCUUUACUCAUGCCGAUGUAGUUGAUACUCAAACUUGGGAGGUAUCCCCCCUAAAAAAUCCAGUCAAGCCACCUUAAGCAUUCCUGUUUUGUUGUUAGUGGUGCUCUUAUUUUCCCCUUGUAUUGAGUCCACCAUUGCUUGGAGACCUAAAUAAUCAAGUAACCUGUUAUUUUUUGCAUCCCUAAUUAAAAAUAACUGAAACUAAACUGAAACAGAUGUAAUACGUCAUGACUUAAGAAAUAGUGAGGCUACAGAAUGAUUAACCAUUCAUUGUUAUUGUAAUCAGUAAGUCACGGGAACACUGUAUACUGUAUAUACCAUAAGUAGAGGACAAUUAAUUCCAGCACGUAAAGUUGUGGUUCUUCUAAUGCUGCAUUUACCGUUUAGCAACUUUGUUGAAAGCAUAUUGAAUUGCCUGAAAGCAUUAGCUGUGCUGUCUUAAUGUUUGCUGAAAUAAAUGGUGGUUGUAUGUUAUGAAGUGAUCCUGUAUUAAGAAGCCAGUUUUUUAACUCCCCAGGGUGGUCAGUAUAAUAUAAGAACCAUUGCAACUUUAAACUUGCUCAUUUUUGUGGGCCAUAAUAAUUUUAGGCGGUCAUUCCAAUCCCGUGGCCGUGAUAGACCUAACAGAUUUGGUGGAGGUAACAGAAAUGCUUCAAAUUCCACAGCAGUCAAUGGACCAACAGUAAAUGGUAGGUUUCCUGUUUAACAUGGUGUAGAAGUCUGAAAAGGUUGUUGGGUAGGCAAAAGUGUAAGAAAGACCUGAUAAGGUGUGAACUGGUGAGGUCAGAAGUUCCAAUGUUCCCUCUGCAGCUGACAAUGUCAUACUUGUUCAGUGCCUUUCUUUACAUGAGACUGUGCCUGAGAAAGCCUUUUCAUGCUAGGUUUAUUAUUAUGGAAUAUGAUACAGUUAUGUGUUAGGUAUUUCAAAAGUAUGCAAAAAGAAAAAUGAAGCAGAAAAAUGUAAGAAACUUUAGUUGCUAAUUUAAUAGGCCUUGUAAAGAGUGUACCAUUUUAUGAAGAUGGUUAAAAAAUCAAAUUUAUCUAAAAAUGUAGAGCAAAAGACGAUUGCUGCUCAAGUAGAUCUAGUAGCCUGCAUGGUAGGCAGUUUUUUGGUUUGUUUUUCUUUUGUAGUUUGUAAAGUAAAGAGAUUCAGCCCUGUGAAAGCUGAACGGAGGUCAGAAAAGGAGAAGGUGCCAGGGAAGGAAGGCAGAAUUGUCCUUUGUUGAGCUUUUGGGUGGCUGUUUAUAUAUCUUUUAUAAUACAAACGAAAAACACACCAAAAAAACACUCACAUUGUUUGUAUAAUAAUAAAAAUGGGGAAAAAUAUGUAGCUAGGUUACAGAAGUUGAGCCCUUGGGUUCAGAAAGAAAAUGCAAAGCAUGUUUCAACUGGUAUUUGCACAGCAGCUGCAUUUUAUCUUGGGUAUAUCAUUUCAACUUAAGAUAAUAAAAUAUUUUAUCACAUAAAUUCUCUAAACAGUGUAUCCACAAGUUGCCCAUAGUUUUUAGGGCCAGUUAUUUAAAUGGCGUUUAGCGCUUGUUUAACAAAACCAUGUUCUAAACUAUUUUGAGUUUUCCCAAUGUUUUUAUUUAAACACCAUUUAUCAAGAAUUAUUUUGAAAGCACUUAUUUUCUGAAAUUAACACAUUAGGAAAGAGAUCUGGAGGUCCAGUGAUUUCUUAAACCACUGACUAAGUUAGACUUUGUUUAAAUAACUGACCCUAAGAGGUCAUCAUAAUUAUUGGGCAGACACAAGUUCCAGCGAUUUUUGCUUUGCUUGGUGUGAGGGCUUCACUGUCAUGAUUAACUCCAGCUUUUUCAACCCCACCACAUUCUUUGCCAAGUUCAUUAUUGAUUUUAUCCAGUUGUCACCUCCUUUUUCAAAGUUGUUGGUUUUCUUUUUCAGUUUUUGUUCACCAGUCAUCUUCUUUAAAGAUUAGUAUAAUUAUUAAGAUAGUUAAUAGAGCAUGAAAAUAUGGUACUCCUCUGCUUUAAGCAGUUAUUUUUUGUUCUGAUUAGGUGAAGAAAUGUGGGGGGAUGAAGAUAGUACAAGCAAACAGACUGAGACAGAAGGUAAUAUCAAUGAAUACGGCAGGUUUUCAGUCAGUGGUGAAUGCAUUGUUUACAUUCCUUGGUUUUCGAAGUAUGACAUUAUUUUUGUAAUAUUAAUACACUGUAAAAUUGGAUUAAAAAGGUAAAUCAGAAGUUACAGCACCAACAACAGAGGAGUGGGGAGCUGAGGAAUGGAGUCCUGUUAAGCAGGUAAAAUAUAGAACUAAACAGGCUGUUGAGACAUAUGUAAAAAUUGUAAAUAUUUGUUUACCAAUAAAGCAGGUAAAAACUCUCAAGAACCUGUUAACAUGUUUGUGUGUUCUAGAUUGAAUUGGAAUAUUUAUUGUCUUUAGAGGAGAGGAGAAAACUGCAGAACCUAGUGAAAAACCUCCAGGAGCAAAGGAGAGAACUAAUAAUAACUCAACCCAUACAUGGCAUUGCAAUGGGCAUUCAAACCCCAGCAAACUUUGGUGGGAGGCCAUUGCACUCACAACUGCCACAACCUUUUCUUCUUGGACAAAGACAUUUCACUUUUAAUUUUUAUUUAUCAAAACAUCUUGUCAUUGGGUCUGUGUGGUGAGGAUGUGCAGUUUAAAGCUCAUUAGAACAAAGUUUGUGUUCAAAUUUCCAUGCCUAGUGAGAUGUGUAAGCUAAAGGAUGCUUAUUACAAGUAUGAUCCUCAUUGUGAAGUAAUUAAAAUCAACAUAAACUUACCAAAUAUGAAGUGAUCUGAAAGUGUCGUAACAUUCUUGUCACGUGCAAAGAAAUUCAGCAUUGAUGGACAUUACUACAUUGAUCACUGACACUUUGCCAGGGUCUACAAUAAACAUUGCAAUACUUCCUUCAUCUGUCAGAAGGUCUAACCUGCCUUCACUAGCAUCUCAUUGGAUCUUACCAGAAGCAUAUAACCCUGAAGCAUAACUCUGUCCCAUGCUGGGGAUUUUUAGGAAACCAAUCAAAAUUAAUUUUACUCCCUAAUAUGGAAUUACUGAGAGCAAGAAUGUCGUAUGAGUGCUUAGGGAAAACUUUUAAUGUGAUGUAAAUGAUGUGCUGUAAAAACCAAUUACUGUUUUACGACGUAAUAUUUGAUGAAAAAUAUAAUAUUAUUCCCCAUAUGACCAGGAUUGACUUCCUCCCAACAAGACAAAGUCGACUCAUGGCAUGCACCAUAAGAGAAGUGAUUUCUUGAAGUUGUCACUUCAAAAAACAGUUUUUGGGUGACCAUUGGUGCAAAUAACCUUAAGAAUCACUUACUAACUAUCUAGAAUAACUAGUAACACAUAUUUUCAAAUAAAUUUCACUAGAUGGGUUUGCAGGUAGUAGCUUGAGGAUGAUCCUUGUCAGUAAAACAGGUUGCAGAUGCAUGUUGGUGGCUGAUUUCAGCGCGAGGCUUCACAAUAUUGUGAAGAAACGUAAACAUCCUUGUCUUACUCUGUCACUGUUUGAUGUUUUCAAGCCAUACCACUUAACUUUGUGUCUCUUUAUGUUUUCCUAGGGUUGCAUUUAUAGCAGCGUAAUUACUUUAUCUUUUAUGCCCCGAAACGAUUUCUUUCGGCCGUAGACAUACAUGUAUACAGCGUUACAAGCUCAAAGUUUUUAGCCUUAAAUUCUCUGAUUCCAUAUUUUGGCAAAAAAGCUUCCGUGCUUCUGAUUGGAUGGCUACGUCAGCUAAAAAUCUUCAGCAUGGUUCUCAACAGAUAAGGGGAAUUUAGACACUUCAGGGUUAUAAUUAUGCUUCUGAUCGUACAUUAUGUUCAUCAAGCUGCAAGAAUCCAAGGUCUAGUGGAUUGUAAAAGAUACUGUGAAAAAGCACUUUCUCAAACAAAUAAAUUUUACAUUUUUGUUUUGCAGUCAGUGUCAUCAAGCACCAAUGAUGCAUUGUUCAGUGGCAGUACAGGUACAGAUUCCUGGCCAGUUAGUUCUGAUAGCACUGUUGUGUCAUGGGACACACAGACAGUCAAUGAUUCAACUGCUUCUACAGCACCAACCUCAGACACCAGACAAAAAGCCACUGAUAACUCAACACACUGUCUUGAGAGGUAUUAAUGAUGCUGAGUAUGAUAUAAAAUAAUUGUGUGUAUCAGGAGGGGGGAGGGGUGUUAUCCAGAGAGACUGAGGGCUGAGGUGGUCAACAGUCUCUGAGAUCUGCAAAAUUCUUCAUAUCAUUGAAAAGCCAUAUGCAAUAUUCUUUUAAUAUUCAUACAAUAAUUCAUAUUUCAUAGUUCUUAGCAACCUCACCUCCUUGUAGACGUUCUUCAAAACAUUUGCCUGUUUAUUGGUAUGGUUUCAGAAUAUGAACAUUUUGCAGAUACUUCUCAAAAGAUGACUUCUGUCUUGCAAAAUUUUUUGUGCAUUGUUGCAUUUCUUCCAUUCAGUUUAAGUCAGAAAAUGGCUCUUUAUCUCUGGUUAGCUGUGAAUUAAAGAACUCUCUCGUCAUUUCCUUGAGUUUAUUUGUGCCAAAAGAGCUAGGCUGCAGCACUGCUGCCUGGAAAUGAGGUUGCAUGUAUAUAGUGGGGGGGGCAAUAUACCAUGUUAUCAAUGGUAUAUUGCUCCCAUCUUCCAAAUUUGAUCAGUGCCAGCUGGUCAUGAAGAGUGAGGUGGAGUAUUAUAAUUAAAGCUAAUCAGAAACUGCAAAAAACUUUGAGUGAAUGAUGAUUGUUUCGCAUGUUAGCUAGGAUGUUGUUAACUUCCUUUUCUGAGCUGUAAUUUUCUAAGUGAAAAUAUUGGAUUUUUCUGUUAUUUCAAGUGAUGACAUGGCAAUAAUACAUGCCAUACCAUGUGGCCAUACAAAUCAAGCUGGUGGUAAAGAUCAGUUCUCUUCUGUCGAUUUGCCAAUACCACGUAUCCCACUUCCGGGUGAACGACAGUCCUUACACAACCAUCAAGACUGGAUCAGCAAACUGAUGGAUAAAGUGGUUCUUUCCUCGUCAGUUGGAGUGUCCCCUAAAGAUUCUUUGACAACAAUUCAAGCUCAGCCACAGAGACAGCCACGUCCUAGCAGGACAAAGAAAACACCAAAGAGUCAGGUACUGUACAGACAGUAUUUUUAGCUUGCAAUAUAAUUGAGUGAAAUAUUUUCCUUGAGCUGAUGAGAGUUUUCUGUUUUCAGAUUCCUGUUCAAGCUGUGGAGAUGCCAGGGUCUAUGAAUGACAAUCUUGAUGUACAAGUGAGUGUUUAAAAAUACACAUUUAAGAAAAACAACCACAAUCUAUUCCCUCUAAGUGCUAACUAUGCACACUUUUUCAUAAUUGCUUUUAGACAUUAGUAAAGUUUGUUGGAAGUAACAACUAUUUACAUUACAAAGAAAUGGUGUUUUAUCUCCAAAAAGCCACAGUUCAACAGUUUCUUAUCCCUUGUUUCAGUCACCUUUCCUUACCUUCAGGCAAAGACUCAACCCUCAAGUAUUUUCUUCUAUUUAUGUCUUGAACAUUAUUUUGUCAUCUCUUUAGUUUGGAAAUGUGGAAUUUGGUGGUGAUUCUGUCAGCAGUCCACGGAAAAAAGAGGUGCGUAAUGAGAAAUAAAAAAUUUAUUUUGCAUCCAGCUGCAAAUAUCACUAACAGUAAGUUAGUUUAGCCUGUACUGCAGAUAUUUUCUUCUGGUGCAUGAAUAUUUCUGUUCACAUAACUGCCAUGCUAAAUUCUAAAAAAGUUGAAGAGUUAGGGCAUACCAAAGGGUUUGGCAGGGUUCGUGUGGGUCAUGGAAAACCUGGAAAGUCAUGGAAUUGAAGAAUUUCAUUUAUCAGGCGUGGAAUUAAGUCAUUGAGUUUUUAAAUUGCUGUGUCAGCAAGUGUAGGCAACGAAAGUCUAUGUAACACGCAGGUAAGUGUGUUACCAAGGGAAAAUCUUUGGCUGCCCAGACUGUUAAAGAGUUUAACAAUUCAAUGCAAGCUUAUAGUUUUUGUUUUAUUCACUAAACACAGGAGUUCCCUCCUGCUCAACAAGAGGACAUAAGAGCUGAGGAACCAAGGUAAUUCAAUGUUAUUGUUAGGUAAUUACAUCCUAGGAAUCAGCAAAUGUUGCUCUGUUGAGAAAUGUUUUUUUCCUGUUAGAGGGUUAAUGACAACAUCACACUAUUUUCUAUUGGAAAUAAGUGGCCUUAAGCAUACAUAGAACUUAUGAACUUAACCUUUAGUUCAACCAGUAGCAGUGAGUCCCCAAGCCCACCAUUGCCAUCACAGCAUACUGCGUCGAGUCUUCCAUCCUCGCCAAUUGCCACUCCCAUUACCAUAGCAACCUCAACUUCAGCUGGUUCAAGUUUGACAUCAUUAGAAGAGAGUUCAUCAAGGCAUUUCCAGCAUCCAUCUCCUCGGACUCAACAGCAGUCAAUCAGCAUAUCACAAGUAACAAAGGUAAUAAUAUUAUUCACAGUGAUUUUUCUCCCGCUUUUUAAAGUGCUCCAUCAUGAUAUCAUCUGUGUGUUAGUAUUUCCUUGGCAAAUUUAGCUAGAAUUGUGUAAGAGGCCUUAUGGCUGAUGGAUUGGAUGUCUUUUGUUUCUGUUUUUCUGUAACUAAUUGAGAUAUGUGUCAUUUUCUUGUAGCCAAUUACACCAGAGCCAAUUCCCCUGCCACCCCAGAUAGACACAAGGGAGAGUUCCGUUCCAAGCAAAUCACCGCUCUCUAGUGACCAACAGAAAUCAUCUCCCAAUCUUCAGUCAUCUACCAUUUCCUCACCAUCACUGAGUGCUGCAACAAACCAUAACCAAGUAGGUUCUUCAUCACCAAUGAGGUCAACGUUGUCUUCAUCUUUGCAGAAGGACAUCAGCCUAGAGACAAGGCCUUACCAGGUACAUUAAAAGUAAUGAUAUCGAUGUCAAAUAUUUACAAGAACUGUGCUGGCCAUAAUGGGGGGUAUUUUUUUUUUUACUUUGGCAGCUUGAACUAAAACCAGCUUGUCACUUUCAAGUGAAAAAAUAUUGUUUAUGAUCUAAAUCUGAGUAAAUUUUUUUCGUAUAAACUACAGUAUGGCAGGAAACUUAUAGGGCCAGGUAUUUAGAUGUAUUUUAGCUAGCGUUUAACAAAACUGCUUUCUAAGACUUCAAUUUGACCAACGGUUAAUCUAAACACAAAAAAGUUUUAUGAAAGCAGUUAUAGAGUAGACUACAAAAGCAUUUAUCUUCUUAAAAUAACCCACUGAGGAAGAGAUCUGUGGGUUCAAAGAUUUGUUAAACCACAGCUUAAGUUAGACUUCAUUUAAAUAACAGGCCCAUAGUUUUCAUUUCAGCUGUGACAUAAAGCUCACCAGUAAAGAGUCAGUGUAAUGCUGGUGAAGUAAAGCAAGUGUCUGUUAAGUUACUAUUUUCCAAGUAUUGUUUUCACUUACAGAAACAUGUAACACAGCCAUCAGUACCGUCAACAAAAGACAAGCUUAGCUCCAACUCACUGAGCAGCUCCACUGUUUCCUCUGGUGUAUCUAGAAAUGAAGGUCUGUCUUCUGUGGAACCACUUCACCCCCCUCCUGGGGUCACUGUUCCUGCUAAUAUGAAUCAAGUGACAAGCUCAUCAUCCUCUGGUUUUACCACGGUAACAAUGUCUGGCACAGGCAAACCACUUUCACAUACCAGUGAGUUUUUACUUUUAAAAUUUCUAUUUUUUUUUUUUGUAUAAUUGUCUCUCACCGAAGAGUUUGAGAAUCCAUGUUCUAGCAACAUUUCUUGUCUAUUACACAAUAGUUUUGGGCCAUGGAUGGUUUUAUAAAAGUAAUGGUUUUUGCUCCUGGUGUAUCACACUAAACAAAAAUUAAGUCUUCACGGUAAGUAUAGUAUGUACUUAAAGAAUUGGGGAAAAAAUAUUAAGUCUUCACCAUAAGUCGGUAGACCUUUAAUAGCAAUACUAUAGUAAGUAGUAAUAACCAAAGGUUAUGGAGUGCAGACAACAACGAUCAAAGGUGAAAACACUUUGAACCAUCACUGUGCUUUGCAUAAGUUCCAUGUGACAGAUAGCCGAAACAUGUGAUCAGAUUACGAGUGACAGAAGGUCCGAACACGCGUGAUCAAAUUGCAUUCUGUGCAUUCCAUUCAUUCUUAGUGGAAGUCUAAACAAAUGCUGCCUACAUACAUGCGACGCAUGUGUAAUAACAUCCCAGAGAUUAGGACUGCAGGCUUCUCUUGUUGCCUGCUAUUAUUCUGUAAAUAAAAAAGAAAUUUUCAUUUCUUUUUAGUAAAAUUUUGCCAUAAUUCCUAUCCAAAUAAUAAUGUUGUGUUUAGUUGAUGAAAUGAUCCAUUUUUCUUGGUUGGUGUUCAUUAUGUUGAUUUUAUGGUUAUUUGUUUACAGCAAAACCAUCAUUACCACCUGGUGUGUUACCACUAAACCACUUAUAUGGCAUGCAACAAGCAGGACUUAUCCAUGCUUAUGUAAGUACUAAACCCUAGUAUUAGUACAUGUCUUAUGCUCAAGUUCCUAGGCCAACAGGAGCAGGGUUGAGAAUGAACUGACACAUACCUGUAUUUCUAUUUUGUUUUUUCUUUGCAGCCAUUACCAUAUGGCUAUGAAGACCUCCAGAGACUACCAAUGGUAAGAAUUGUUUUGUGAUGCCUUAUUACAUUGUGUAAUUGAUGUUGUUUGAUGACAUUCUUUAUAGAGCUCGCAAUUGAUGGGAAAGACAAGAGCAUUAAAUUGGGAUAUUAUGCUACUUGAAAUGACAGUAUGGUUUUCAGUAGAAUCUGAAUAAAACUUAAAGUGAGAACCAAAAUUUUAUAUCAUAAUUAUUUCCAGCACUAAACCAAAUUUUCUGUCGUUACUUUUGCUUUAGUCUCCAUACUAUGACAUACCACCUUUCCAAGCAGCAGGUAGAGAUGGGCUUUCUACAACAUUUCAUGGUAAGUCUACCUUAAUGUGCACUUAAUUUGUGUUAUAAAUAAGUGAGUGCUGAUGAUCGAGAAAGUCUUCAAAUCCAUGUGAAUGGCAAGUUCUUUAAAAGAAAGUAAGAUUAACCAGGAAUUGAAGAAAAUGUCUUUAACCCUAGCAAGGAUUGAACUUGUGACCUCUGAAUGAGAUCUUCCACAGCUGAAACGGGCUGAGCUUUAAGGGGAAUUGGGGGCAGGUCAUAAAAAUAUAAAAUAUAGGUGUUCAAGUCGCGGUAAUGCAGAUGUACUGUGUGAAUUAAUUGUGUGAGCUUCAUAUUAUUGGUAUGAAGUCAUGCAAGUGCUGUGUAGGUUACAGGCUUAAUUUGUAGAGUUUCACGUUGCCUAGUAUAAUGUGCUCUAAGAAAAAUUUGAGGGAGUCAAAAAUCUAUCAACCUGUUUAUUCAGGGAGCCUAGGUUUUGUGUUACUGUGAACUUUGACUAAAUCUGGAUCCCAUCUUGGUGUGUAGAGAGGUACUUAGAAUGGAUGGAAUGCAGACACUGUCAGUGCAGGGAUGAAAACUCUUUUUUGAUACAAAUUAAAUUGUCUCAUUACAUCAGAGAAAGGGUUUAAUUCUUUGUGUUCUCAACAGCCUGACUAAACUAGAUAUGUUCAUAGUUGAAGGGAACUGUGUUAAUGGUGACAGUAAAAUUAAUAUCCGUAGAGCUAAAAUAAAUGUGUCUUAAUUUCUCGAAUCACUGAAACAGGAGAGCAAAAGUUUGGUAGAACAGAUGCAUCUUCACCAGUGCCAACAUCCCUGAACCAGGCAGUGACUGUUCCGCAAGCUCAUCUCCAACAACAGGCAUUUAUUAAUGCUACUACAAUGCCUCCUUAUUAUGGUGGACUGGCUUUUUACCCAGGAGCUGGGAUGAUGGCGGGUGGAUUCCCUGCUUAUACUACACCUAUGUACCAGGUACUUCAUGCAAAUUAAUUAUUUCAAGUUUACUUUUGGAAUAAACAGAACCAAAGUUAUGUGUUCCUUCUUGAUUAAGCCCUUGCAAUUUAACAUUCACUUUACUUUUGUUUAAUCUCAACAUUGUUCAGAUGCCAACAAAAACCCAUGGAAAUGCUUCACAAUAUCAGUCAGCUUACACGUCUGGUCAACAUGGAUCUCACAACUUUGCUUCUGGUAAUUUACUCUGAAUUAUUGUCAAUAAAUUCAUUUCUUGUUUAUUCAUAAAUUUGUGGUCAAUAAUUUUUUUUGUUAGAAGCACAGUUUUGAUCUUUUGUUUCUCUCUUUCUGCAGCAUAUGAUGAUUUAGGUCAAACCCAUGAUUUUGGAAAGUCUGGUUAUCACACAUCUGUUUCCCCAUCACAAAGCAAGUCUAGCGCAGGUUUGGAUUAGUCACUGUUUAUUUCUGUUGCAAAUUUAAUAUUCUGGGACAGGGACUUAAUGUAGAGGUCUUAAGUCAUGUUCCUAGCCAAACUGUUGCCAUGAAAGUAUUUUCCUUGCUGCCGGGGAUCAUUGUUAUGCUUAUUAUUUUGUUCUUUGCUAAUGAUGUGCAACGUGCUUGUCUUCCAGGUGCAUCUGUAAGUAGCACUUCAGAUCUCUCAGGACCUUCAUAUAAGCCACAAGUUGGAAAGGUAUGCAGAAUAAAUUUUGAGACUAUAGACACCAUGGGUCAUUGCCAAUUUCAUUAAUUAAAAUGAGCAGGUGAACUUUCGUUCAUCUUUUAGAGAAAUAUCCCUUUUUAGGAUUCAAUUGGCAAAAGGCUUUUAAAACAAUGAAAUGUAUGUGGGUUAUUUUUGUAAAAUGAUGUCACUGUGAAAAUAGCCCAUUGUUUUGAUGGCUCCCAUUAUGUUAUUGAAAAUGUUGUUGAUCUAGGGAAGGGAUUGUGUAAGCCUGAUUAAAUUAUAUUGAAUAUUUAAAUCUAUUCUUUCUCUUGUUCUUAGUUCAGUGACAACAAACCAUUUAUGGGUGGGACACCUCCACCAGGCCCAGCUCUGAAUCUAUCCAUGACAGGACAGCAUGGCCCUCUGGGUAGUUACCCUCCCACAGGACACCCAUUUAUGUCAAUGAUGACCCAUGUGCAGCAGCACCCUCCACCGUCUCACUACCACCACCAUAUGGCUCAUCAUAUGGAGACUGGACAGCCAGGCACAUCACAGAGAGGGUCUCAGGGACAAGGGCCUAAACAGGGACAGAAUAAAGGGCAUCAGGGUAGUUACCAAGGAUCACCGUUUUGGUCUGGGACAAAUUAAAAUGGCAGCAGCUUCAUUGUGAUGCACUUGGCGCCCAGCAUAAAGUGCCGUGUAAUAAUUAUUGGCCUAGUGUGGUGCUGGUCUAUUCCUCCUUAACUGUGUGAAAUGUGUUCCCUAGUGAGCUUCAAGUAAUGUUAUAUCAGAACCUUUUAGGAUGUAAAUGAUGUGUACAGGCCCACUUACAACAAGCAUGUAAAUCUGUUUUGCAAUAAUUUAAUGUUUUUCUUAGGUAGCCACUGUAAGGAUUUUACAGAUUGUAAUCUUUGAAAUAAACCUGAGUAAUUUACAAUG